AAGAAAGCCAAGAAGAGGAUUGAAGGUGCUAAUUCCAACGUCUUCUCCAUGUUCGAGCAGGCCCAGAUCCAGGAAUUCAAAGAGGCGUUCACCAUCAUGGAUCAGAACCGGGAUGGCUUCAUCGACAAGGCAGACCUGAGGGACACAUUUGCUGCUCUGGGGCGCCUGAAUGUGAAAAACGAGGAGAUCGAUGAGAUGAUCAAGGAGGCACCCGGCCCAGUCAACUUCACUGUGUUCCUCACCAUGUUUGGGGAGAAGCUCAAGGGUGCCGACCCGGAGGAGACGAUCCUGAACGCGUUCAAGGUGUUCGAUCCGGAGGGGAAAGGCCUGAAAUCCGCAUACAUCAAGGAAAUGCUGAUGACACAGGGUGAGAGGUUUUCCCAGGAAGAGAUUGAUCAGAUGUUUGCGGCCUUCCCUCCAGACGUGUCUGGCAACCUGGACUACAAAAACCUCGUCCACGUCAUCACACACGGCGAAGAGAAGGACUAGCCCGUGCCUGGCACCGUGAGAUGCCCUCUCU
This is a messenger RNA of Mesitornis unicolor (brown roatelo), 520 nucleotides long. RefSeq names its product myosin regulatory light chain 2A, cardiac muscle isoform. The record is from RefSeq and is a predicted model, not a curated record. Gene Ontology annotation, molecular function: calcium ion binding. Gene Ontology annotation, cellular component: myofibril; cytoplasm. The transcript is spliced from 6 exons. The coding region runs from base 49 to 489 and encodes 146 amino acids. Gene Ontology annotation, biological process: cardiac muscle contraction; muscle cell fate specification; heart development. Lineage: Eukaryota; Metazoa; Chordata; Aves; Mesitornithiformes; Mesitornithidae.